ACACACACACACACACACACACACACACAAUCUGAGGGCGAGGCAGCAGCAGAGUCUCAGAGUUUUUCUGCAGCAGUUCGUCGAGUUUUCAGUGUUUGUGUUCGACAUGGUGACUACCGAGACCCACCAGAGCCAGGACCUGCUGGUCCCCCCCAAGAACCAGGACCAGCAGGACCAGCAGGACCAGCAGGACCAGCAGGACCAGCAGGACCAGCAGGACCAGCAGGACCAGGACCAGGCCUCCUCCCCUCUGGCAGGCCUGGAGCUGGACAAGAUGAACCAGGGUCCCGUCAACGCCAUCACAGUUCUAACGCUGUUGGACAAACUGGUCAACAUGCUGGACGCCGUGCAGGAGAACCAGCACAAGAUGGAGGGCCACCAGGUGGAGAUGGAGGGCGUGGUCAGAGGGAUCCAGGCUGAUAUGACCAAACUGUCCAAGAGUCACAGUCACACGUCCAACACCGUUAGCAAGCUGCUGGACAAGAGUCGCAAGCUGUCGGUCACCAUGAAGGAGGUCCGUGAUAGGAUGGAGCGUCAGGGCGUCCAGGUGAAGAAGCUGGAGGCAAACCACGCCCACUUGAUCGCCAGGAACAACUUCAAAGUCCUCAUCUUCCAGGAGGAGAACGAGAUCCCGUCCACGGUGUUCGUGAAAGAUCCUCCUCCGUUCCCUCGUGAUGAGAUCCUGGAGGAACGUGAGGAAAGCCUAGACAGGAACAGUUCCACUGGCUGCGGGCUGCAGACCAUCGACCUAUCGUCUGAUGAGGAUGUCGGUCUGGAGGCGGAGCUAGAAGAGGAGGAGGUGUGGCCUCACGAUUUGGAGAACAUGGAGAAAUCCAGAGCCGAGAAACUGAAACGAUCCAGCCUGAAGAAGGUGGACAGUCUGAAGAAGGCCUUCUCCAGGCAGAACAUAGAGAAAAAGAUGACAAAGAUUGGAACGAAGAUCGUUUCAGCGGAACAACGAGAGAAGAUCAAGCAGAAGACCUCCAGCCUGAAGGUUUCCCCACUGAGCUUCAGCAUAAGGAAGCCUCGCAGCAGCUCUGACUCCCAGCCUCCAGAGGGCUCAGCUCCGACCCAGGAGCCACUCACCACCGAGGCCGACAUCCAGCUCUCUCCUCUGGGCAGCAGCGACCUGGACGUCCCCUUCACGGAGGUACACGCCCAGCUGGCCCCGGCUGAACACCAGGAGGAGGAGCUGAGGGAGGAGGUCGAAGAGGAGGAGGGGAAGGAGGAGGUGGAGGUGAAGGAGGAAGUGGAAGAGGUGGAGGUGAAGGAGGAAGUGGAGGAGGUGGAGGUGAAGGAGGAAGUGGAGGAGGAGGUGCCGGUGGUUCUGGAGGCCGAUGUGUCAGUGGCUUCUGAGGGGGUUCCUGAGCAGUACGCUCUGUCCUCCACCCUCCCUCAGGAGGAGAAGGAGGACGAGUCCUAAAGUCUCACAACAAACCGGAGCUGUCCAGACCAUCUUAAAGGAACAGUGGAACCUUUAGGAGGAUCCUGUGAGGUUCUCCAUCCUUUUCCUCAGGUUCCUUCAGAAGUUUUGUCUUCAGUCUUAGAUUCAUUCAAUGAGGCGUCGUCUGUUCUCCACGUUACAUUCAGCCAGGAGAGUAGAACACGUAGAACUGUUCCUUUAAAGUCUGGAGCUCCGGAUUGCUCUGAGAAGACAAACGUUCCUCUUCCAUUGAUGAACCUUCAGAUAUCUGAUGGUGUUUUAUUUAACGUCUUAUGCGUGACCCUGAGAACCUCGUAUCUCCAGAACAGGAACAUCUAACAUUCCAUCACCCAAACAUUUUCAGGUUAAAGUUUGAAUGAUGUUGGAGAACUCUGUAGGUUAGUUCUACUACUGAUCUGGAACCUGAAGAUCAAACAUGGAGAUAGAGGGUUCUACAGGACCGCUAGAACAUAUCUUUAUAUUGAACGUUCUUUACAUGCUCUCUCAGUUUGAAUAUCACAGAUUUAUAGACGAGCACCUGGCUGAUGUAUAUUGAUCAAGAACCAGAAAGCAACACUGGAACCAGUGGAACCCAACAACUUAUCUAGAACUCAGAGAUCUCUGAGGGAAACGUGGUGCUAAACAAACUAAAUGUUCUCCUGUGGUUCCACCAUUAAUCCAAAAAUGUUCUGCUGAACUGCCAAGACCUUCCAAGUUUCCUCUAAUGAUCAUUCAGGUUCUUCAAACUUUGCAUUAGGGCUAUGUCAGGUUCCACUAAGGUUCCUGGGAGCAUCAUAAGGUUUUUCAAAGGUUACCAUCAAGUUUUUACCAACAUUCCUAAAGAGUUCCACUAAGAUUCAUAACAUUAUGUAAACAUUCCACCAAACCUAAAGUUAAGAUCUUGGGUUCCUCUGAGGUUCUUCUAAUGUUCCUCACAUUUUCCGCAAUGACUUCCUAAUUUCUUCUUUGAUUCCCAUUAACUUCCACUGAGGUUCCUUUGUGUUUACAACAAGAUUCCCCUAAGAUCUCAAUGAUUUCUUACGGUUCACAUAAGAGUUCCUUAAGAUCUGUCUUCUUUCCCCCAUGGUUCCCGUUAGCUGCUCCAAAGUUUCUCUACAAGUUUCCACCAACAUUCUCCUAUGGAUCCCUGAACAAUCCUCCAGUGUUCCACCAGGGUUCCCCUCAAUGUUUCAUGAUAUUCCGAUGCAUUUUUCUCACUGAAAUCCAUGGUUUCCUAAAGGUUCUUCUAAUGUUCCACAGUGUUUUCUCAAAGUUCUUCCAAAGAUAUCUUUAGCAUUCCCAGAGGUUUGUCAACAUUCCACUGCAGUUCCCAUAAUUUUACCAUGAUGUUGUUGUAAUGUUCUCCCAAUCUGAAGUGUUUCUCCAAAUGGUCCCCUGAUGUUCUCCAAACAGUGUUCCUGAUGUUAUGCUACUACUAGUGUUCUUUAAUGCUCCUCCUAUGUUCUCCUAACAUUUCACCUGGUGUUCUGCUAACAUCAUCCUAACGUUCUCCUGACGUUUUCAGACGUUCUCCUUUUGUUCUCCAGGGGGUUCCAUCUGCUUUAUAGUUUCCAGAUAGCUUACUCAAGUCAGAUGUUUCCUCUGAUCAAUAAAUGAUAACGAUUGAUCAGUUGAUUGAUCAGUUCGGUCUCUGAGUGUUGGAGCUGAUUGGUUCUGCUGAUCAAUAACCUGAUCAGACUGAUUGAUUCAUGAGGUCAGAUCUGCUGCUCAACUGUUGCUUGUUUUCUUUUUUCUUUUCACACAAACAGAACCUAUGUGCCAAAGAACGCUUUUUUUGAUUCUGAUCACCUGUCGAUCGGUCUGAUUGAUCACCUGAACUCUGCAUGUAAUCAAUAAAGUCAGUGACACCA
Molecule: messenger RNA, 3294 nt
Organism: Acanthochromis polyacanthus (spiny chromis)
Lineage: Eukaryota; Metazoa; Chordata; Actinopteri; Pomacentridae
Product: caveolae-associated protein 2-like
Exons: 6
Coding region: 107-1423 (438 amino acids)
Cellular component (GO): caveola; cytoplasm
Molecular function (GO): protein kinase C binding
Source: RefSeq, a predicted model, not a curated record